AUGCCUCCACGCAAGACAAUCUACCUCCCUACAAAGGACUAUGAGCUCCCAGACAUCGACAUCUUGACCUUGAUAUACGAGUCGCCUGAAUCCUGGACCCAGGAAAGCACUGUUCUUCAUGCUGAAGCCGCGCUCCCUUCCAAUGCCGUCACGAAGGCCCAAGCUCGUAUCUAUACGAGACGACUAGCAUGGGUAUUCAGGCACGUCUUCUCCAUCGGCGCCAAUGGGCCGGGCAAAGACGUCGUUGUCUGCAUCUCUUCCGGGCAGGUACUGCUGAGUAACGUCUUCUACGGGGUGAUCGCCGCCGGAGGAGUAUACUCCGCUGCGAGUUCAUCUUUCACAGCAGGAGAGUUGGCCCGCCAGAUCAAGCAGGGACGAAGUUCCUGUAUAGUGUGCAGUGAGGACUGCAGGGAUGUAGCAGUCAAGGCUGCGAAGGAUUGUGGCGUGCCGUUGAGCAGAGUUUUGGUGUUAGAGAGUAUGGGUGGGAAGAGGGCACUCGGGGAUGUAGAAAACAAGGGCCGGAACUGGCUGGACGGUGGAGAAGAGGAAUGGGUCAGGAAAGGUGACUUGUUGGACUGGGAAAGGAUCACGCACAAGCAGACGUUGAAGGAACGAGUUAUUUGCUUACUGUAUAGCAGCGGAACGACGGGCGUUCCAAAAGGAGUCAACAUCACGCACGCAAAUCUCGUCUCGGAAGGCUUGAUUCCGCAAUACCAGAUACGUCAAUACUUCGCGCACCAGCGUCGUCUCGAUCCAGCCUAUAGUUUCGAGUACCGCACAUUGGCACACCUCCCCGCAGCCCACAUUGCCGGGUGUCAGGGCUACUUUGUCAACCCGUCCAUCGCUGGCGGCCCCGUAUAUUGGAUGCCGAAAUUCGACUUCCCGCUCUUCCUCGAAUACAACAGACGCUAUAAGAUCACUACCUUCUUCACGGUGCCACCGAUAUAUCUGCUCAUUGCGAAAAGUCCGCUCGUCACCGACCAAUUUGCAAGUCUUGUGCACGCCAUCACCGGCGCGGCGCCCAUGGGCGCGGAAUUACAGGCCAUGGCGGAGAAGAAGUUGGGAUGUCAGAUCUCGCAAACGUGGGGUCUUUCAGAGACGACGGGCAGCGUGACAGCCAUGCCGUGGGACCAGAAGGAUGAAACGGGUAGUGUAUCGCCUCUACUGCCCAACGUGCGGAUGCGAAUCGUGGACGACGAGGAAAACGACGUCGAAGAAGGUCAGGAAGGAGAAUUCAUCGUCCAAGGACCCAUGGUCACGACAGGCUACUGGGACAACGAAGCCGCGACCAAAGAAGCGUUUACCAAGGACGGAGCAUGGUUCAAGACGGGCGACGUGGGUCUCUGCAAACAUGGUAAAUUCUACGUGGUGGACCGCAAGAAGGAAUUGAUCAAGUACAAGGGUCUCCAAGUCGCGCCUGCAGAGCUGGAAGCCCUUCUCCUCUCGCACAAGCUCAUCCUUGACGCGGCGGUCAUUGGCGUCCCCGACCCGUCGGGCAGCGGCAACGAAUUACCCCGCGCGUACGUCGUGGCGGACAAGUCCAAGAUGUCGGAACAGGAGAUCAAAGCCUUUGUCAGUCAGAACCUGGCCCAGCACAAACAGCUGCGAGGUGGGGUGAUUUAUCUGGACGCUAUUCCCAAAAGCCCAAGCGGGAAGAUUCUCCGACGCGAGUUGAGGGAACUGGCCAAGCGGGAGCGCGUGGCGGGACAAUCGAAGAUCUAG
Cladophialophora carrionii CBS 160.54 is the source of this 1722-nucleotide messenger RNA. RefSeq lists its product as uncharacterized. The transcript has 3 exons. Gene Ontology annotation, biological process: secondary metabolic process. The record is from RefSeq and is a predicted model, not a curated record. Gene Ontology annotation, molecular function: CoA-ligase activity. Lineage: Eukaryota; Fungi; Ascomycota; Eurotiomycetes; Chaetothyriales; Herpotrichiellaceae. The coding region runs from base 1 to 1722 and encodes 573 amino acids.